AUUCGAAAGUAAGUUCCAAGUAACCUUUUAAACGGAAGUUGCGUGACAUGAGACUCACGCAGUCACGGUUAGGUUAAGAUUGAAAUAGGAGAGGUGAUAAUUAGAGUGAUAGGUUUGAGGAGAGAGCGUUGGAAGUUUGUGACGUGGUGAACGUUGAUGAUAAACAAUGAAAGAAUUUGACGAUUGAGAGUACAGUGUACCCCACAAGUUCGGUACACUUUUUCUCUAAAUUUAUUUUUGUUUCCGAUCUCUAGCUUCACAGCAAUUAUUUCUUUCCUUUCGCCGAGAAACCACGGGUUACCAUAGCACGUAAAUUAAAGUUAACUGUCACGUGUGGUGUGUAUCAUCAUCCUCAUUAUCAUCAUCAUCGCUCGUUGGGCCAGUAGGUGCAUAAGGCCGUCACAUUGUCCGCCCAACCCCCCUGUUGCGUGCCGCCACCCCAGCCACAAUCCAGCUCUUCCAUAUCGCCUUGCCUUUUUCCUCUUUCAACAGUCCCUCUCCAACUGGUCUUUGGUCUCCCUCUCGCCCUUUGACAUUCUGGUGUCCACCCCAAUACCGCAAAAAAGUCGUUCACACCCUCUCUCCUGAGUAAAUGUCCUAAACAGUUCCACCUUCUUCUUCCCACCUCGCAACCAAUUUUAUUGGUGUCUGCCAUUUCAACUACUCUCCUGUUUGUCAUUCUUUGCUGCCAUCUUGUCCUCAGUAUCCGUCUUAGGCAUUAGUACUGAAAACUUUUCAGUGUUCUUUCAUCGGUCUUUGUGAUUUUCCAUGUUUCACAACCAUGUAGCAGGACCGAUCGGACUAAAGUCUUGAAUUGGCACAUCUUGGCUCUCUUUCCUAUUCUUCUGGCUACCCACACCUUCCAUAGCCUCUGGAAUGCACCUCGUGCCUUCUGCAUUCUGUUCCUAAUAUCUUCACUGCCUCCACCUUUCUCUUCUACAAUAGCUCCAAGAUACGCAAACUCCUCGACAUCUUUCACUUCUUCACCAUUCACCACAAUGCUCUCCCUGUUCGUUGCAAACUCCAUCCUCAGUGUCUUGCUGUUGUCUUCCUCAUGAUCCAAUCCAUAGCCAGUAGGAAUAAGAAUCCUGACAUUACGCAUCCCUGCUUUACUCUUGACUAAAUCUUGAACCAGUCUGAUAUCUCCCAUCCGUCGAUUACGGCGCAUUCAAACCCUCCGUAUAUCCCCACUACCACUCUCACCAUCUUGCGCGGAAUUCCAUAGCUCCCCGUGGUGUUCCACGAGCUUUCUCUGUGUACCGAAUCGAGGGCUUCUUUUCAAAGUCCACAAAGUGCGUGUGCAGACUCGCCCUCCAGUCGUUUGCCUGCUCUAAGAUGUUUCUUUAAUGUAAAGAUCUGUUCAGUUGUAUUUCCAUUUGGUCUAAAGCCGGCCUGCUCUUUUUUAAGCUUCUUGUCUAAACCUUUCUUGAUCCGUUCUAGCAGCAUCCUGUGGAAUAUUCUAUUGAUGGUGGGUAGCAAAGUCACUCCUCUCCAAUUGUUACAAUCACGCAAAUCACCUUUCUUAAAUAUAUUGACAACAAGUCCCUUCUUACACACUUCUGGCCACCUUUCUCUUUUCUAAAGCCUGUUAUAUCAUCAGUCUGCCCACUUGCGGUGUAUUCCAUGUCAGCCCUUAGUAGGUCUGGGCACUGGCUUUGUUUUCCUGAACGCAUCCUUAACCUCUUGUAUUCGCCAUCUUCCUAUAUCGAUUUCCUCAAUCUACUCCAGUUCUUCUGUUUCUUCUUUCUCUUCCACCGGAUUUGUGGGGUCAUCUCUGUUUAAAAUUUUACUCAAGUUCUCUACCCAGCUCUGCAAUCUUUCUUGUGAUUCUGUCUUAUGCACCCCCAGUUUGUCUUUCACACGCAAUUCUCGCCUCCUCUGUUCCCGGCUAUUGUCUUGGUUAUGCUGUUUAGCUCCUCGUUUCUACCAUUCUCAGCGGCCUUGUCUGCUGCUGUAGCCCUUUCCUCCAACCAAUUCCUCUUAUCCUCCCUAGCACUCUCUUUCACUUCCUUUUCUUUCGCACUAUACUCCUCUCUCUAUCGCUGUUCAAGUCGUUCCAAUCUCGCACCCUCUAUAUUAAGUUUUGCGUCUUACCCCUCCUGAAUUUUUUCCCACGUCGUGUCUCCUAUCCAUGGCUUGCUCUCCUUUUUUACCUUCCAAUAACUUUCUAUGUGGCAUCUCUGUACGUCACCAAGAUCUUGUCGUGCUUCCUUUGAAUCUUCUAUAUCUCAUAUCGUUGCAAACCUGUUCUUCACUUUAAUGUUAUAUCUCCUCCUGAUCUCUUCACUUUGCAACUAACACACGUCAAAUCUCACACUUGUUUUCUUCUUCCCAUGCGCCUUUGCCAACUUUAGUCUCAUUCUGGUUCUCACCAGGUAGUAGUCACCAUAUACGUCUGCUCCUCCCAUCACUCUCGUGUCCAGAAUCGAUGUUCUCAUGCGUCCAUUCACAAAGACAUGGUCGAGCUGGUUAACAGUCUUCCCACCUGGUGACUUCCAGGUCAGCUUAUGGAUCUCUUUCUGUAGGAAACUGUUCCAGUUACAACUAAGCCAUUCGUACCACAGAGGUCACAUAACCUUUCCCAUUAUCAUUCAUGACUCCGACACUAAAUUUCCUCAGUACCUCCUCUCUGUUAAUGUUGUUACUCCCGUAAGCGUUCAGGUCUCCCAUCAUCAAAAUCAUAUCAUGACUACUGCAGCUUGCAACAGAGUCUCGCAGUUGAUUGUAAAAUUCAUCCUUUUCCUCGUCCAUCGCAUCGUCUGUUGGUGCAUAUGCUUUUAUUACCGUUAGCUUUUGUGUUUUGAGUAGAAUCUUGCCUUAAUGGUCCUCAUGCAGAUUGGCAUCCAUUCCAUUAAGGCUCUCUUUGUCCUCACACUCAUCAUGAUGGGGACUCCUCCUUGUUGCAUUCCCUUAUCUCCCACGUACGCCACCCUCUCACUACCUUGCAGUGUUCUUGAUCCCAUCAGCAUGCUUGAACUAAGGGAAAAGUGAUCCUUGAUGUUAGGAGACUUGCAAUUUAGCUUUUGUAAGAGUACCAUCACCAAUUACCUCACAAGCUGAAAAAAACUACCAGCUCAGCAGAAGACGAUAAUCGUACAGCUUAAAAACUCCCUUGUCAUUGACUUCGACCAUGAGUUCCCUGCGUAAUUUUGUUCUUGGGCUGAGUGAUUCAGUGUCAACAUUUUAACCUAGUUUUUUCUCUCUAAUAUGCGAAGGGGCCAAAUCAGGUGAGAUCUGUCGAGUUCCAUAUUUCAGGUCGACUGUGUCUCGAAAAAUACCUAUCGUGGAACCAAGUGAACACUGAAAGAAAGAAACAAAUUAACAAAUAAGGAAGCAAGAAGAUGGUUUCUUUCACAUAUAAACCGUAUCCUUGUUGCUCUGAACACUUUUCUGUAUUAUACUGACGUUUAAGUUAUGAGUGACAGUGGAUCUUUACCACUCUCUUUUCCUCCCUUUUAUUAGCCCUUGACUCCAUCGAGCAAAUUGUUUUGAAAGCGAGAGUUUUUCAAUUGCCCUUACUUCCUCUCUAAAAUAUAAUUGACAUGUAUCAGCGAAAAUAUCUUGGUAGGUAAAUAAAUAUUCACACCAAGUACCACAAAACCGUUAAAGGAUCAGCAAAAGUAUAGCGACCUACUCACAUAACCGAAUUGGGUACUAACAUAACUAUGGUUUUAAUAGGAUGUAACUGAUAAUGGCCACUGGGUUGAAGUACACCACAGAGCAACUGAAUUACUACAGGAUUUGUUACGUUGUCACUGACAUACUAACUGAGGGUCUGCGAACCAUCUUCAAACAAGAAUGGGACAAUCGAUACAAGACAACACUGGGAGAAUGGAAAGAUCAACCCAAAAAUGGAAUGGACUUCUGGAAUGGCGAGUCUACUCGAAACAGAAAAAGAAACGCUGGGCUGUUGACAACCAUGAAGAAUGGCGAUAGAGCUGAGUGGGAUUGUACCAUGCUGUUUUACGCUAUCCUGUAUUCAGAUUGCAUAUAUUCUCUCAAUCCAUCAAUUAGAUCAAAUGCGGACGACUUAAGGAAAUUUCGAAAUGAAGAAUUUGCACAUAUGCCUCGGGGCCACCUCUCCAACGGAGAUUUCCAAACUGUCAUUACAAAGGUUAAAACUGCAUUCCACGCACUCGGUCUCCCGACAUUGAAAAUCAAUGAAGUUCAAAAUCAGACAAACUUCUUAACAGAGGAGUUAGACGAGGUUUUAAGGAAGGUGGACGACUUGAAACAAGAAGUUAAGGACAAGGAAGAGGAACUUCAAGUGAAAGAAGAACAGAGGCUUGCCUUAGAAGAGCAAUUACAUUCCGAUGUCUCUCCAUUUUGCAUUCUCCCUCCCAAACCUAGCCACGACAUCGCUCCUCGGGAAUCUGAAGUUGGUGAAGUUUUACAAAACCUCCAAACACUAAAAGACGCCAAUGAUGGGUUGAGCAUACUGUAUUUGUCAGGAAAUCCAGGAAGUGGAAAAUCUCAGCUGGCCCGUUUAGCAGCCAGGCGAUUUUACGACGAGGUCGAACAAAUACCUUCCGCAGCUUCAUUUGUCAUGACGUUGAAUGCUGAAAACUCAGAAGCACUUUUGAAAUCGUAUGUCCUUUUCGCUCAACAUUGCAAAUGUCCCGGGUAUGAAAUAACAAACACUUACCGCUCCAAGGAUUUGAACACAGACGAGAAGAUUUCAUAUUUCAAGACCUUAAUAAGUACAAAAAUUGAGCAUUACGCUUCAUGGCUGUUAGUAGUUGAUAAUGUGACCAGCGAAUCUCGUACAAGCGAUUAUUUGCCAGAUGCAGACAGCGAGUUGUGGGCAAGGGGUCAGAUGCUAAUAACAACACAAGACACUGCGUCUAUGCCGUUGUCAAGCUCUUCCAUACGAAAUAUCUCACUCAGCGCUGGAAUGCAUCCUGAUGAUGCAUGCUUUCUGCUGAACCUCCUCACUGGAACCACGGAUGUCAAGAUUGUAAAAGAAACUGCGAAAGUACUCGACUACCAGCCACUUGCCUUGGCAGGCGCAGCCACGUAUGUAAGACAAGUUCGUCAGAAUAAAGCAACCUCGAAAUUUGGCUGGACCGACUAUUUGAAGAAAUUGGAAAUGGGGAAACGAAGUGCUACUGAAAACAUUCUUGCUGAGACAAAUCCAUGCUAUUCAAAGUCCAUGACCAAAGCAAUAACACUCGCCGUCGAAAAGGCGAUGGCAGAUGACAUAAUUUGGCAUCGCACGUUCCUUUUUCUCUCAAUGUGUGCAUCACAGCCGAUCCUGCAAGACAUUAUUACCGAGUAUAUCAAAGCAACUGAUGACGAUUUUGAAGAUGAAGAUAUGAUAAGAACAAGGAUGAGUCGAUGUUCACUGUUGCUAAUUGAAGAAGAAUCAACUGGUGUUUAUAUUCGAGUCCAUGGUGUCGUUCUUGAUGUUAUUAAAUCUGCGACAAAAGGUUUCGCAAAGGAUCAAAGCUACAAAGUGGUGUAUGGCGCGGUAAUGUCUUUCUCAAAAUUUGAAGAGCUGGAAUCUAUUGUUGUGGGAACAAGAAUAGUUCCCCAUCUUACAACGUUGAGCUUAAAAAUUGAAGACAUGUCACUCGGGAAAGGAAUACCAGAAGCGAGCAAUAGAGCCUUGUGUAAUUUUCCGGAUGGCCUUUGGAGCCUUACUAACAUGUGCCUAAACCACAGUGAGUUUAGAGCGGCGCUAGUCUAUGGUAAAUGGCUGUUAAAAAUUCAAAUGAAAAGGCUGGGACCUGAGCAUGUUGAUGUUGCAAGCUCUUACAACAAUCUGGGUACUUUACACAGUGAUCUGGGCGACACAGAUGAAGCAAAAGACUGCUAUAAGCGUGCACUGGAGAUUCAGAUGAAACAGCUGGGACCUGAGCAUGUUGAUGUUGCAAGCUCUUACAACAAUCUGGGUACUUUACACCAGGCUCUGGGCGACACAGAUGAAGCAAAAGACUGCUAUAAGCGUGCACUGGAGAUUCAGAUGAAACAGCUGGGACCUGAGCAUGUUCAUGUUGCAACCUCUUACAACAAUCUGGGUACUUUACACAGUGAUCUGGGCGACACAGAUGAAGCAAAAGACUGCUAUAAGCGUGCACUGGAGAUUCAGAUGAAACAGCUGGGACCUGAGCAUGUUGAUGUUGCAACCUCUUACAACAAUCUGGGUACUUUACACAGUGAUCUGGGCGACACAGAUGAAGCAAAAGACUGCUAUAAGCGUGCACUGGAGAUUCAGAUGAAACAGCUGGGACCUGAGCAUGUUGAUGUUGCAAGCUCUUACAACAAUCUGGGUAAUUUACACAGUGAUCUGGGCGACACAGAUGAAGCAAAAGACUACUAUAAGCGUGCACUGGAGAUUAACAUGAAACAGCUGGGACCUGAGCAUGUUGAUGUUGCAAGCUCUUACAACAAUCUGGGUACUUUACACAGUGAUCUGGGCGACACAGAUGAAGCAAAAGACUGCUAUAAGCGUGCACUGGAGAUUCAGAUGAAACAGCUGGGACCUGAGCAUGUUGAUGUUGCAAGCUCUUACAACAAUCUGGGUACUUUACACAGUGAUCUGGGCGACACAGAUGAAGCAAAAGACUGCUAUGAGCGUGCACUGAAGAUUCGCAUGAAACAGCUGGGACCUGAGCAUGUUGAUGUUGCAAGCUCUUACAACAAUCUGGGUAAUUUACACAGUGAUCUGGGCGACACAGAUGAAGCAAAAGACUGCUAUAAGCGUGCACUGGAGAUUCAGAUGAAACAGCUGGGACCUGAGCAUGUUGAUGUUGCAAGCUCUUACAACAAUCUGGGUACUUUACACAGUGAUCUGGGCGACACAGAUGAAGCAAAAGACUGCUAUAAGCGUGCACUGGAGAUUCAGAUGAAACAGCUGGGACCUGAGCAUGUUGAUGUUGCAAGCUCUUACAACAAUCUGGGUACUUUACACAGUGAUCUGGGCGACACAGAUGAAGCAAAAGACUGCUAUAAGCGUGCACUGGAGAUUCAGAUGAAACAGCUGGGACCUGAGCAUGUUGAUGUUGCAACCUCUUACAACAAUCUGGGUACUUUACACAGUGAUCUGGGCGACACAGAUGAAGCAAAAGACUGCUAUAAGCGUGCACUGGAGAUUCAGAUGAAACAGCUGGGACCUGAGCAUGUUCAUGUUGCAACCUCUUACAACAAUCUGGGUAAUUUACACAGUGAUCUGGGCGACACAGAUGAAGCAAAAGACUGCUAUAAGCGUGCACUGGAGAUUCAGAUGAAACAGCUGGGACCUGAGCAUGUUGAUGUUGCAACCUCUUACAACAAUCUGGGUACUUUACACAGUGAUCUGGGCGACACAGAUGAAGCAAAAGACUGCUAUAAGCGUGCACUGGAGAUUCGUCUGAAACAGCUGGGACCUGAGCAUGUUGAUGUUGCAACCUCUUACAACAAUCUGGGUAAUUUACACAAGGCUCUGGGCGACACAGAUGAAGCAAAAGACUGCUAUAAGCGUGCACUGGAGAUUCAGAUGAAACAGCUGGGACCUGAGCAUGUUGAUGUUGCAACCUCUUACAACAAUCUGGGUAAUUUACACAGUGAUCUGGGCGACACAGAUGAAGCAAAAGACUGCUAUAAGCGUGCACUGGAGAUUCGUCUGAAAAAGCUGGGACCUGAGCAUGUUGAUGUUGCAAGCUCUUACAACAAUCUGGGUAAUUUACACAGUGAUCUGGGCGACACAGAUGAAGCAAAAGACUGCUAUAAGCGUGCACUGGUAAUUUAUAUCUCCAAGUAUGGUCAAGAACAUGUAAGGACACUAGAGGUCAGCAGGAACUUAUCUCGGCUAAAACAGAAAAGAAAGAGAGUUGAUGACCUUGGAGCUGUUUUGGAAAAGAAGAAAAGAGACUCGUGUUAAUAGUUUAGUAACUGUGCUGAUUCAUAGACGUUGUUGGUCUUUAAUUUAGGUUUACUCGUUGUGUUUUCUUUGCACGUGAGAACUUAGACCGUUUUAAUUUUUUCAUAAUAUCUUGCAUAAUUUGUGCUUUUAAUAUUCCGAUCUGGAAACUCGCACAAUUGAUAUGGUUUUUUUUUAUUUCUGAACAAGUAGUUCAUUACUUUCUCAUUUCUGAGGUUGCUACAAAAGGUUGCAGUUCGACGGAUAAUCAACAGUCAGAAUAUGCACCCAAGUAAAGAAAUUUUUAAGUUGCUAAUCAUUGCUGCUUUUUCAGAAUCGUGCUCUUUUAAAUUGAUGAUUUUUAUUCAUAUUCAUAAUUAAGAGAGAGUAUCCAUAAAAGUGGUCCGGCCGAUCUAGCUUGAAAAAUAGAUUUCGCUGAUUUCUUGUACAUUGAAAGACUUUCAUGUCCUUAUUCUAGAACCACAAUCCACUUCAUCUGAUCUUUAAAAUUUAUCGAGUUAUGAGAGAUUUUCUGAUCACCCCAGCGAACACUCGUGGCGACCCAUGUCGAGGCUCAAAUUUAAGGUAACAUUGGAGGUCGAUUUUUCGAAAACUGUCAUGCCCUUUAUAAAACAAACACCAAAACGAGCGAUUUAACAAAAACAAUGUUUUACUAGCUGAAAAAAGAGUAGAAAUAGAUAUUAUUAGAUAUUAGAACAAAAUCCAUGAUAUUUCGCUGUUCACAGGAAACGUAUUAAAGUUUUUCACUAAACGCUUCA
Messenger RNA from Pocillopora verrucosa, 8619 nucleotides. The record is from RefSeq and is a predicted model, not a curated record. Lineage: Eukaryota; Metazoa; Cnidaria; Anthozoa; Scleractinia; Pocilloporidae.